AUGGAUCAAACUACAAUUCCAAUAAGGCCAAGCAGAUCAGAUCGAUUAACAACGUACUUUCGUAAUCCAGAAUACCUGAGAGCCGUUGGAGGUCAAUUAACACAAUAUACAGUCUUGGAUUAUUUCAGUAAAUCGGAUUACUAUGAACAAGGAUGUAAUAAUGCAGUCUUGCAAAUGCAAUCAGCCGCAAGUCUAUCCGCUUGGGAAAGAAGAAAUGAUCCGUUCACCAUCGAACAAGAGUUAAAACGGUUCACAGGCUUAGAAUAUGUACUCGUUCAUGCAAAACAACCGGAUCUUUUCGUGAUUCACAAACGCUGGCGAUCUUCUCCUACAAUUACAAACACUUUGGAAGCAUAUUAUGUCUUACAAGGAAACAUAACAAUGGCAGCAGAUAUCCUUGCAAUUUUGGGCAACAAAUUCGUUUCAACCGUUUCAUCUCUACAACAAAGUUUGGAAAUCGCAAGAAAUGCUCAACCUGAUUUUAAUCCGCGUGAAGGAUAUGCAUGGAGAAUUGCAGCUGAAGCACAACCAGAAGAUACAACGGAAGGAGAAGAUGAGCAAAGUGUGGAUACACAUCCAAAUCAAUCACAACGUGAAGAAGUGAUGGCACAAGUAGCAAGCCAAGUCGAAACAGCCUCUUAG
Messenger RNA from Meira miltonrushii, 642 nucleotides. RefSeq lists its product as uncharacterized. The transcript has 2 exons. Gene Ontology annotation, cellular component: mediator complex; core mediator complex. Gene Ontology annotation, biological process: regulation of transcription by RNA polymerase II. The record is from RefSeq and is a predicted model, not a curated record. The coding region runs from base 1 to 642 and encodes 213 amino acids. Lineage: Eukaryota; Fungi; Basidiomycota; Exobasidiomycetes; Exobasidiales; Brachybasidiaceae. Gene Ontology annotation, molecular function: transcription coactivator activity.